CUGCAUGUAGCUGCUCCUCUCAUUUCCUCUUGUACCUGUAUAGUUCAGCACCUUCCUCCUGCUCUGUCUGUGCUCAGCUCACACUGCAAUGCUAGAAUGGGCUGCGUCCAUAGGCACCUUCUGUCUGCUGCUCCUGUGGUCCUGUAAAAGGUGGCUGAGUGCCAGGCUCCAGGGGAGUGUGGAAGAGUUGGAAGAAGGAUACCGGUUCGUUUACAAACCUUCUGCUCUGGCCAAUUACCUGGUGCAGCGGUGCAGGACUUUCCAUGGGUUUGGGAGAGCACGUUGGAUCUGGAAGACUUUCCCAACUCUACAGACUUUGGUUGGACUCCUGGGCCCAGUGGAUAAGGGGGUGCAUUUCAUCAGGGAGUACCUGCAGAUGAGUGAUGAAGGGCUGGUGGCCUUGGACUGGGCGGUCAAACCGGGGCAGCCCCAGAGGAGGAGGAGAGCGUCCAGUAACUCCACUGUGCCCAUACUCAUUGUGGUUCCCAACUCUUACGGCAAGAUCACUAGGAACACCAGCAAGAUGUGCCACUUGGCCCUGACCCAUGGCUACCAGGCAGUGAUCUUUAACCGUCGCAGCCACAAUGGUUGUCCUCUCAGUACAGUCAAGUUGCAGCAAUAUGGUGACCCAAAUGACCUGAGGGAAGUUAUUCAAUACAUCCGUCACUGUCAGCCUUCAUCUCGUCUGUUUGCAGCAGGAGAGGGUACUGGUUCUGGCCUUCUUUUAUCUUACCUUGGAGAAUGUGGCUCGUCCAGCUAUAUUGCAGCUGCCUGCUGUAUCUCUCCACUUUUUCGCAUGCAGGACUGGUUUGAAGGUGGCUGCCCUUGGCUGUGGAAGGAGAUUCUACUCUUAUACCAGAAGAUGCAUCUAAGCAGAUACACUUCCGCCUUAGGACAGACCAUUAAUACUGACAGACUACUGGGGAGUAGGACCUUGAAAGAGCUAGAGGAGGUUCUUUUUUGUCAGACCAAGGCUUUAAAUAGUUUGACCUGGGAUUCCUACUGGGAGAGAAAUGAUCCAUUGCGAGAUAUUGAUGAAGUUGCUGUACCAGUCCUCUGCAUAUGUAGCCAAGAUGAUCCGGUCCGUGGGGGAACACAAACAACUGUGCCUUUUGAGUUGUUUGAGACAAAUCCACACUUUUUUCUUCUGCUGACUCAACAUGGUGGCCACUGUGGAUUUAUUAAAGAAGAUCUUUCCAGUACAAUGUGGAGUCAUAGCGUCCUCCUAGAUUUCUUUAAGUCCACUGUAGAUUUUUUUACAGUAGAAGAAAGACUAAAAACCCUCUCUAAGAGAAAAGGAACAAUUUCCAUCUCUGGCAACAGAACACCUCGCUGUGCAUUGUCCUGUAGAAGGGAGCAAAGCUGUCCUCAUAACAUCCAUGAAAUAUAUAAUUGGCAGAGAUCCUACACCAGAUGAUAGAAAACCUUGAAAUAUUCUUACUGUACAGGACAUCACCAAUCUGUCGCUUUAAAUCCCAGAAUUCUCAGCCGUUAGGUGCUGUGAGACACCAUUUGGACACCUUGGUCUUUAGCAAUGUGACUGAACAUGAAAAUAGAUGCAUUUCACAAUAGCUACAAAAAAAUUGGAUUAUGUUUUUGUAUGAGCAUCAAAUGUACAAGUAAACCUUUCAGAAAAUGCAAUAUUAAGCUUUAAAAAGAGGCAUUGUGGCUUUUGUUAUUGCUGUGAAGAGUCACACUGGUACCACCUUAAUUAUUAUGAUGAAAAAUACAAAAUAAAACAAUUUUCAUACACA
Messenger RNA from Xenopus laevis (African clawed frog), 1754 nucleotides. RefSeq names its product abhydrolase domain containing 15 S homeolog (gene abhd15.S). The record is from RefSeq and is a predicted model, not a curated record. Gene Ontology annotation, molecular function: hydrolase activity; short-chain carboxylesterase activity; monoacylglycerol lipase activity. Lineage: Eukaryota; Metazoa; Chordata; Amphibia; Anura; Pipidae. Gene Ontology annotation, cellular component: extracellular region. Bases 89 to 1417 code for a protein of 442 amino acids. The transcript has 3 exons.